Molecule: messenger RNA, 1301 nt
Organism: Zingiber officinale
Lineage: Eukaryota; Viridiplantae; Streptophyta; Magnoliopsida; Zingiberales; Zingiberaceae
Product: thiol protease SEN102-like
Exons: 4
Coding region: 30-1106 (358 amino acids)
Cellular component (GO): lysosome
Molecular function (GO): cysteine-type endopeptidase activity
Source: RefSeq, a predicted model, not a curated record
AAAUAGCAAAAGCAUAAUAAUCAGUUAAAAUGGGGAGGAAGGUGCUGUUUGUGGCCAUGCUUCUUGCAGUGGCCUUCACCGUGUCUCGAUGCAUUCCCUUCACUGAGGAAGAUUUGUCGACCGAGGACAGCCUGUGGGCGCUCUAUGAGCGAUGGCGCAGCCACCACACGGUGGCGCGGGAUCUCGAGGAGAAGCGCCGGCGUUUCAACGUGUUCAAGCACAACGUCAAGUUCAUCCACGAGUUCAACAAGAAGGACGAGCCGUACAAGCUCAGGCUCAACGCCUUCGCGGACUUGACCAACCAGGAGUUCCGGGGCUUCUACGCCGGCUCCAAGAUCGAGCACCACCAGAUCCGGCGAGGGGAGAAGCCGGAGGGGGAGUUCAAGCACGGCCACGUCGAUCUCCACAAACUCCCUGCGUCGGUGGAUUGGAGGACCCAGGGCGCAGUUACACCCGUCAAAGAUCAAGGCCAAUGCGGGAGUUGUUGGGCAUUUUCGACGGUCGUUGCUGUUGAGGGUAUAAAUCAAAUCGCGAGCAGAAAGUUGAUAUCGUUAUCUGAGCAAGAGCUUGUGGAUUGCGAUACGGGCAACAGUGGAUGCGACGGAGGGUUGAUGGAUAAUGCAUUUGAAUUCAUCAAAAAUGUUGGAGGCAUAACUACAGAGGCUACGUACCCUUACACAGCACAGCAAGGACCCUGCAGUGCCUCUAAGGUGAAUAAUCCCGUUGUGACAAUUGAUGGAUAUGAAGAUGUUCCAUCAAACAAUGAGAAUGCUCUUCAACAAGCUGUGGCAAAUCAACCUGUAUCAGUCGCUAUUGAUGCAGGUGAUCAAGCCUUCCAGUUCUAUUCUGAGGGGGUCUUUACGGGACCUUGUGGCACGAGCUUAGAUCAUGGAGUUGCGGUUGUUGGAUAUGGAGUUACACAAGAUGGAACUAAAUAUUGGAUUGUGAAGAAUUCAUGGGGGACAAGUUGGGGAGAGCAAGGCUACAUAAGGAUGAAACGAGGAAUCCCAAACAGGAGAGGAACAUGUGGUAUUGCCAUGUCAGCUUCCUAUCCCAUCAAAACAUCACCCAACCCUAGCAAUGAAUCAGCCAAGGAUGAACUCUAGGAGCAUAAACAUAGUUAUGUUGUUGUCCAACGAUGGUGUUGUAUUGUCUUUACUUUGCAAUCUCUAUUUUGCAAUGUCUUGUUGUGUUCUUAUUGCACUUAGAUGAAUGGCUAUGUUUCUUAAUAAAUACGCAUGUAGAUUAAGUUAUCAAUGAAAGCUUGUGGUGUUUUAUGAAGUCAACAUGAUUCAAAUUAA